AUGCAGGCCCUCGCUGACCAAUUCUCGAAUCCCAGCCGUUUGGCCAAAGAAUUGCACUACGAUGACGAAGAAACGCUUUCACAGGACUUUGUUUUAGGGAAAUCGAAUUUUCAACAACUGGCGCCCCGAAUCGCGUUGCCUCCUAUAUCUACGCCUCAGGAGUUUCUCAGAGCACACACGGACGACUCUAAAAACCCAGAUUGUGCCAUUAAAAUAGCGCACGGGACGACAACGCUGGCUUUCAGAUUUCAAGGUGGUAUCGUUGUCGCGGUAGACUCGCGGGCAACAGCAGGGCAAUGGAUCGGAUCUCAAACCGUCAAGAAAGUGAUCGAAAUUAACCCCUUUCUGCUGGGAACCAUGGCAGGAGGUGCUGCAGACUGUCAAUACUGGGAGACAUGGCUUGGUGCUCAAUGCCGACUCCACGAGUUAAAGGAAAAGGAGCGCAUUUCAGUCGCCGCUGCCUCGAAGAUCUUGAGCAAUCUGGUGUACGAAUACAAAGGUACUGGUCUAUCCAUGGGUACUAUGAUCUGCGGCUACACUCGCAAAGAGGGUCCUACCAUAUACUACGUCGAUUCGGACGGUACCAGACUGAAGGGUGAUCUCUUCUGUGUCGGUUCUGGUCAAACAUUCGCAUACGGUGUCUUGGAUACUAAUUAUAAAUGGGAGCUGACGGUUGACGAAGCUCUGUAUCUCGGGAAAAGAUCCAUUUUGGCCGCGGCACAUAGAGACGCUUACUCCGGUGGUUCUGUCAAUCUUUACCACGUGACUGAAGACGGAUGGGUAUAUCACGGUAACUUUGACGUGGACACUCUGUUCUGGGAAGUCAAGGAGCAGGAAAAAUCCUUCAACAACGUAAUUGGCUAG
This is a messenger RNA of Lachancea mirantina, 864 nucleotides long. The record is from the annotation of a GenBank genome assembly. Lineage: Eukaryota; Fungi; Ascomycota; Saccharomycetes; Saccharomycetales; Saccharomycetaceae.